ACGUUUGUUUGUGUGUAGCUUUGGUUGAUUGCUAGAGUUAGGGUUCCACUUCCACCUCCCCUCCUCUCUCUUUCUCUCGCCCUCGCCCUCGCCGCCGCCGCCGCACCGCACCGCACCGCACAGCAGGGAGGGGUUCGGAUGAGGCCGGUGUUCUGCGGCAACUUCGACUACGAGACGCGGCAGUCGGACCUGGAGCGCCUCUUCUCAAAGUACGGGCCCAUCCGCCGCAUCGACAUGAAAUCCGGCUACGCCUUUGUCUACUUCCAAGACGAGCGCGACGCCGAGGACGCAAUAAGGCGCCUCAGCAACGCCGAGUUCGGCCAUACCAGCCGCAGGCUCUCUGUCGAAUGGUCAAGGCAAGAGGAGCCGGUGCCCAAGAACCGCGACAGGCCUACAGGGGCAGAUGCAAAGCCCACCAGGACGCUCUUUGUUAUCAACUUUGACCCCAUCCGCACCAAAGUCGUCGACAUCGAGAGGCAUUUUGAGCCCUACGGCAAGAUUGCAAACAUUCGUAUCCGCAAGAACUUUGCUUUCGUGCAGUACGAGGCGCAGGAGGACGCCAGCAUAGCCGUCAACAAGACCGACAAGAGCACGAUAUUGGACAGGGUAGUGACGGUUGAAUACGCCUUCCGGGAUGAUGACAAUGAAAGAGAUGACAGACAUGGCAGUCCCAGGCGAGGCGGUGACAGAUACGGCAGCCCGAGACGAGGGGGUGACAGAUAUGGCAGUCCCAGACGAGGCGGUGACAGAUAUAGCAGUCCAAAAAGAGCUGACCAGGGCAGGCGUCCCUACGUGCGGUCCCCUAGCCCUAGGUACCGAAGUCCAGAUUACGAUCGCCGUCCACGUAAUUCUGGGUAUGAUGGCCGCGAUGGAGCACCCUAUGGUAGGAGCCGAAGCCCUGUGUAUGAUCGUUAUGAAAGAGGCAGGAGCCCCGGCUAUGGUCGUUAUUAGGGUGGAUCGAUUUCGAAGGAUCACAAAGGAAGGAAUCCCAGGGAGGAAGGAGGAUGCAUACGCUCAGACCCUUUUCGGCCGUGUGCUGGAAGAGCGAGGGAAGGGAAGGGCAACGCGAUGCUAUUUUUUUUUCAUAUCAACACCACCUUGUGUAUUUGAGACGAAUAGUUCAUAUCAGGUGGGAUCACGAUGUUUUAAGCGAUUGUUGGUCAAACUGAUAUGGAUGAUGUACGCUGUUACGCCUCUUGACAAACUAGGACGGUGAAUCCCUCUGCAUUUCCCACCUGACACUUUGGAGAAGUAGUUUGUUUGUUUGUUUGUUGUGAUGAUCGAGCCCUGUAUGGUGUUGAUUGACAAUAAGAUGUUAGUAACCCAAAAUAUGUAUGUAUGGUUGAGUGGCAAUGGUUUUUGUUGCUA
Triticum aestivum (bread wheat) is the source of this 1368-nucleotide messenger RNA. RefSeq names its product serine/arginine-rich splicing factor RS31. The transcript has 5 exons. Gene Ontology annotation, molecular function: RNA binding. The coding region runs from base 139 to 951 and encodes 270 amino acids. NCBI's taxonomy places the organism in Eukaryota, Viridiplantae, Streptophyta, Magnoliopsida, Poales, Poaceae. The record is from RefSeq and is a predicted model, not a curated record.